Molecule: messenger RNA, 1311 nt
Organism: Sordaria macrospora k-hell
Lineage: Eukaryota; Fungi; Ascomycota; Sordariomycetes; Sordariales; Sordariaceae
Cellular component (GO): endoplasmic reticulum
Molecular function (GO): dol-P-Man:Man(5)GlcNAc(2)-PP-Dol alpha-1,3-mannosyltransferase activity
Source: RefSeq, a predicted model, not a curated record
AUGGCCGAUCCAUCAAGAAUGCCAGCACCAAAACCGACGACGCCCCUCUAUCAACAAGCAAUCCAGCUAGCGUUCGACGUCGCCAACGGUCGCCAUGCUCUCUCGAAGCUCAUCCCGCCAGCUCUCUUCCUGGCCGAUGCGCUCCUCUGCGGGCUGGUCAUUUGGAAAGUGCCUUACACCGAAAUCGACUGGACGGCCUACAUGGAGCAAGUCUCCCAGAUCCUCUCGGGCGAGCGCGAUUACACCAAGAUCCGCGGCGGCACCGGCCCUCUCGUCUACCCCGCUGCGCACGUCUACAUCUACACCGGAUUAUACCACUUGACGGAUGAGGGGACGAAUAUCUUGCUGGCGCAACAGUUGUUUGCAGGGCUCUAUAUGGUUACGCUAGCGGUUGCACCACCAUACCUCUUCCCGCUCCUGAUCCUCUCGAAACGGCUACACAGCAUCUUCGUCUUGCGCUGCUUCAACGACUGCUUCGCCGUUCUGUUCCUCUGGCUCGCCAUCUUCUUCCUCCAGCGGCGCAACUGGCAAGUCGGCGCAUUACUCUACACACUCGGCCUAGGCGUCAAAAUGACCCUACUGCUCUCCUUACCAGCCGUCGGCAUCGUCCUCUUCCUCGGCAGCGGCAGCUUUGUCACCACCCUACUACUCGUGGCAACAAUGAUUCUAGCCCAGGUCCUCAUCGGCGUUCCCUUCCUGGCGCACUACCCGACGGAAUACCUCUCGCGCGCCUUCGAGUUCUCCCGGCAGUUCUUCUUCAAGUGGACCGUCAACUGGCGCUUCGUCGGCGAGGAAGCCUUUCUCAGCAAGGGGUUCGCGCUCACGCUGCUCGCUCUGCACGUUGCAGUUUUGGGAAUAUUCGUCACCACCCGCUGGAUCAAACCUGCGCGCAAGUCUCUUGUUCAGCUAAUCUCUCCUCUCCUCUUUGCGGGUAGGCCGCCGCUAACUGGCCCCGAACACCGCGCUGCGGCACGGGAUGUGACUCCGAAGUAUAUCCUGACCACGAUCCUGUCUGCCAAUGCUGUCGGCCUCCUCUUUGCUCGGUCCCUCCACUACCAGUUCUAUGCCUAUGUCGCUUGGUCGACUCCGUUCCUCCUCUGGCGCGCGGGGUUGCACCCUGUUUUGGUGUACCUGCUGUGGGCGGUGCAGGAGUGGGCGUGGAAUGUGUUUCCUAGUACGCCGGUGAGCUCGGCGGUGGUAGUGGGUGUGUUGGGUGUCACGGUCGCGGGAGUCUGGUUCGGCGCACGGGAGGAGUGGGAGCCUGGGACGAAGUCGUCGUCUGUAAAGAAGGAGGAGGCGGCGAUGCGGUGA